AUGUCGGACAUAGAGGCCUUUGUGGCUUUUUACGAGCAUCUGAAGUCUCAAGGAAAGGGAGAUUCCGAGCUCCGGAGCGAGGAGCUGGAGAGGGCCAUGAGGGAGAUGCUGAGGAGAGCAAAGAUAACGGACUUUAAGGAGUAUGCACGAAGUUACAAGUACAAGAGGAGGGAGCUGAGUGGUUUUCAGGAAGUACUGGUGUGGGGAAAGAGGAAUUCCAUAUGGAAUGGAAUGGGAGACAUGUUUAGAAGCAGUAUGGAGCUUCUCGGGCAUUCUGGACAGGUUGAUAGAAUAUGCUUUGACCAAGGAAAUAGAUUCUUUAUGUCUGGAGGCUCUGAUGGAAUGAUCAAGCUCUGGGACAUUUACUCAGGGCUUUUGGUAUACAGCUUCAUAGGCCACCGAAACCUUGUGAGCGACCUUUGUGUUAGUAGUGAUGGGAAAGUCCUUGUUUCGUGUGAUUCCCACGGAUUACUGAGCAUCUGGUCCUUGGAGAGGUUUGAAAUGCUCCUCCAGCUUGAACUGGAAUGCGAGAUUGUCUUUACCGAAUUUUUUGACACAGACGACCUAUCUACCUAUAAUCUGAUUGUUGUUUUGUCGAAGGGUGUUAUCAAGACAUACAGGUUUGAUGAGAGAAGGAUAGUGUCUGAGUCUGAAAACCUUUGUCUUCUUGACGAGUCCAUCAAGGGCCUGUGCUUUACAGAUGGGGGAAGGUUUCUUCUGUGUAGUGGAUGGUGGCCAUUUCUUGUUGUCUUCGACACCCAGAACUCCGAUGGAUGCAUAGUUCUUGAGACAAAUGGAAUGCCGGUGAAUACCAUAUGCGGAUCGAAGAAGGGUCUUAAGAUAGCAGCAGCGUGCGACUCUCAAAUAUUCCAAUGGACAUUCUUUGCAGAGGGAAAUCCUGGAAUGGGAAACUUCAAAAGGAGAACAAAGGACACGUCGUUAGAGGGACACUGGAAAAGAUCUAUCACCAAGAUUGACAUUGGGGAGAACGAGUCGAUCGAGAGGAUAUGCUAUCUCCGGGACAAUUUUCUCGUUUGCAUAUGCACUGAUUUGAAGAUAAGGAUAUUUGCGGGAUCUGAGCUUAGAUGCAUAAUAGACAUACCGGAAAUGGGGAUUGCAUAUCCACAUCCUCUGGAGAACAUAUUUGCCCUCUGCGGUAGUAGCCUUCGAAUAUAUAGCAUGGACAAGCUGAUCUACGAGGAGAUGCUGAGCUUUGCAGCCAAUGAUGGCCAGUUUUCGAAUGAUGGAGAGUUCUUUGUGUUUGGAGACGAAAGAGGAGUGGUAAGGGUACUUUCGAUGAGUUUCCUACCAAAGCCACCGAAGGAGCAGUUUUUUGAAUCCGACCUUGACCACCUUAACUCUACUGAGUGGAAUGGAGUUGUUGAGUGCAGGAGAGAAUCCACUUAUGAGUCGGAUAGAAAGAGGAACGAAGAUUGGUUCCAAGUGGAAUAUGCCAUUACAAAGAAGUCCAACGACUGUGUAAAGGUUGAGGAUCUGGGAUCAAAGCACUUUGUGAAAGACUUUGUAGGUCUUGAAGCAUUCCGAAAAAAGUACAUGAACAUUCCCUUGCCUGGGGAGACACAGUCUGUGGAGCAGACAAUGAUAUCUGAGUAUAGCAGCAGCAUCCUAGAGGGAGACACAUCCAGUGGGUUUUACGAGGAAUCUACAGACAUGACAGGAGAUGAAGAAAUAUUGUUUGAAGACAAAGGGGCACCUGUAAGAAGAUCCCUUGUUAUCAGUGAUGAGUCCUCGGAGAUGGUGCCUGUUUUGAGAAGAAACACCCGGGUCUCGGAGGAUGUUGAGAACGAUUUAAGUCCAACAGGAAUUGUAAGAAGGUUAAGGAGAUUCAAUAGAGACCAGGCUGUGGAGGAUGAAGAAAACGGAAUCCGCAUUCUGUCGCUAGAGGGAGGGGACGGUAUGGACAGGAGGGGUGCUGAGCAUUGUGCAGGACCUCGUAGUAGUAUUAACGACAGCGAAAGAAGUGAACUAGCAGAAAACAGUGAUGACCGAUAUGUGAUUGGAUUGUCUGGAGGGAUAGGGCAUGGAGAGCAGGAGCUAAGGCAGUAUGUUCAAUCGUGGCUGUCGUCUCCAAGUAUGGUACCUCAGCCGGGAGAUGUUGUUUACCUAAACUCCGAAGGCCUGAGAGAAUUUCAAAUGUUUGAUGGGAGAAAGAAGUUUAAGGGGCAAGAAAUAUGCUCUGGAUACUACGAAGUGAGAAGUCUUGAGGCAGUCAGGUACAGCCCACCAUUUCUUAAGGUGGGGCUGGGCCUUAGAGACGAGAGCUUUUCGAUAAGAUACUACAGGUAUCCUGGAUCAUCUCCUGUGCUCUUGUUAAGAGAACAGAUGAAUGCUGGGGCAGGGGAUUUUAUAAGUUUUGUGUCAAAUGGGAUAAUAUCUCGAGGAAGGGUGUCUGGAGUUCGAGGAAUCCAUCUUGUAGUUGAUUCUGGAGGGACUUCUGUCCUGGUUGAGAGGCUGGACAUGUUAAUUCCAAGGGCAUUAUUUCCUGGGGAUAUGAAGACCGAGAUGUUAAAAGUACUCAGGCAAAGGAGAAUGCACAGAGGACUUUACGUAACCCUGAGAAGAGAGUCAAAUCCGUCUUACUACGAGAAUGCAACUUCUACUGUCAACCUAGGGAUUAUUGAAGAAAAGAUCCUCCACGACUUAUAUCGGACAAUAGGUGGACUGGAGUUUGAUCUUGACAUGGCAGUUAGUAACUCAUUAUAUUUGGGGCCAGUUCUUCAUGAGCAUUGUCAGCAGGCUGUGGAAGGGGUCCGAACGAUUAUAAGAAGGAUUUGA
Molecule: messenger RNA, 2796 nt
Organism: Encephalitozoon intestinalis ATCC 50506
Lineage: Eukaryota; Fungi; Microsporidia; Unikaryonidae
Product: putative WD40 domain-containing protein
Exons: 1
Coding region: 1-2796 (931 amino acids)
Molecular function (GO): protein binding
Source: RefSeq, a predicted model, not a curated record